CUCCCGCAGCCUGGUUUCCUCGUAUUGAUGGCUCAUGAGGAAGAGGACUGGGAUCGCCUGCCGCACGCUGGGGGGGAGAAAGCUUUCUGAUCCGCUAAGAUGCAAAGAUGGAAAAGACGCAAAGUGGAGAGCUAAUGAUUUUAAACACGAAUUGUACCAGCAGGUGCCCGUGGUGCUCGUGGGCAACAAGGUGGACCUGGAGGACGAGCGGGAAGUGUCCCCCAGCGAGGGCCAGGCGCUCGCCGAGGACUGGGGCUGCCCGUUCAUGGAGACGUCGGCCAAGAGCAAGACCAUGGUGGACGAGCUGUUCGCCGAGAUUGUCAGGCAGAUGGACUUCUGCCCCCUGCCGGACCGGAGGGAGGCGUGCUGCCCCGCCUGCAGUGUGCAGUAGCGGGGACGGAUGGGAGGAGAGCAGCAGUUAGGAUGAAGUCUUCGUUAGCUAGACUGAAGAUGGAGGGGGGGGGGGGUUCAAAAGCAAACAUCUGCUCUUGCUUUCACUUAUUUUGAAGUUCAGGCCUUUGAGUUGGAAACGUAGGAAAUCAUGUAGCAGAAAUAGACUAAUUCAAUUUCAACUUUUCAUUCCUGCUCAUAACACAGGGCGGAUUUCCCCACUUGACCUCCCACGUCCAUCACCGUCCUCCCUGAUUUUACAAGGUUGAAUUUUCUGGGUUUCCCAAAAGCAGCACGGUGCCAAAACCAUCUUAAGAGCCAUUGAUAAAGCGGAUCGCAGCGCUCAAAGCUUUUUGGGAAACCAGCCAUAGGUCUGAGCAGGUUUUAUCGGCAACUGUUUUUUCGUCUGCUUGUGUUUUUCUUUAUUGCACUUUGGAGACUUGACGGUGCAAGAACAAUCACAGAGUAUCUGAGGGGAUGUCACCACUGUGAGGGAGUCGUGCAGCGGGCCCGCCUGAUGACGAAUGAAUGAACAGAUGAACGAAUGUCUAAAAAAAA
Paralichthys olivaceus (Japanese flounder) is the source of this 948-nucleotide messenger RNA. The record is from RefSeq and is a predicted model, not a curated record. NCBI's taxonomy places the organism in Eukaryota, Metazoa, Chordata, Actinopteri, Pleuronectiformes, Paralichthyidae.